AUGGUUGGUGCAAGAUUAGGCCAAUAUUGGCUAACCCUUGUAGUCUGUUCUCUCUUGUUGCUGAGAACAGAAGGUGAUAGUUAUGUAGGAAUCACUUACGUCCAGAAUGUGGCGGCUACCGGAGCAGUUUGUUUGGAUGGUAGUCCACCAGCAUACCAUUUAGAUAGGGGGUUUGGCAGUGGAAUCAACAACUGGUUGGUUCACUUUGAGGGAGGAGGAUGGUGUCACAAUGUCACAAGUUGCCUUUGGCGUAGCCGUUCACCUUUAGGUUCGUCUAAACAAAUGGAUCAGCAACUUCCCUUCUCAGGAAUACUAAGUAAUACACAAGCUUAUAAUCCAGACUUCUACAACUGGAACAGAAUUAAGAUUAGGUACUGCGACGGGUCAUCGUUCACCGGUGAUGUUGAAGCAGUGAAUCCAGCUACUAAUCUUCACUUCAGAGGAGAAAGGAUUUGGAAUGCUGUCAUUCAAGAACUACUGAGGAAAGGAAUGAACAAUGCUAAAAAUGCUAUGCUUUCUGGUUGUUCUGCCGGUGGCCUGGCAUCGAUUCUGCAUUGCAACAGCUUCAAAGCCCUGUUACCUAAGGGUACUAAUGUGAAAUGCCUCUCCGAUGCUGGUUAUUUUAUCGACGUGAAUGAUGUCUCUGGAGCAAAACAAAUUGAGGAAUAUUUCAGUGAAAUAGUUGAUCUCCAUGGAUCAGUAAAGAAUUUUCCGCGAUCUUGCACUUCGCGAAUGAAACCAGAAAAGUGCUUCUUUCCGCAAAAUGUGGUGCAACCAAUUCAGCCACCGCUGUUUAUACUAAACGCCGCCUAUGAUUCCUGGCAGAUAAGGAACAUCUUGGUGCCUGACACAGCUGAUCCUCAUGGCUAUUGGGGCCAAUGCAAGGAUGAUAUAAAGAAAUGCUCACUCAGUCAACUCAAAACAAUCCAAGGUUUUAGGUUGGAGUUUCUAAAUGCAUUAUCUGCGGUUGGGAAAUCACCAGCUAGAGGAAUGUUUAUUGAUUCUUGCUUUUCUCACUGCCAAACAGAAUUUCAGGGAACAUGGUUGAUGCCUGGAUCACCAACGAUUAGUAAUACUACUGUUGCAAAGGCAGUAGGAGACUGGUUUUACGACCGAGCGCCGGUACGAAUGAUAGAUGGCCCUUUCUCUUCCAGUUCCAUUUGUGCUUUCGUUCACAAGUAGGAUUCAUUAGAGGAACAGAUGAGAUUGAUUAGUCUGUUCUUUUUUUUUUAUUAUUGAAUUAGGCUAAAAAAUAAGCAAAUAAGUCCUCACCCCCUCUGCGCUUAUACUAUGAGUGGAGGGUGUUUUCCUACCAUCUUCCCACCUCAUGUAAUCAAUUAUUGUUCUCAUCUAAAGACAAUGCUUCAUUCAAGUUUUCUUAAUAUAAUA
Molecule: messenger RNA, 1389 nt
Organism: Tripterygium wilfordii
Lineage: Eukaryota; Viridiplantae; Streptophyta; Magnoliopsida; Celastrales; Celastraceae
Product: pectin acetylesterase 8-like
Exons: 12
Coding region: 1-1182 (393 amino acids)
Biological process (GO): cell wall organization
Cellular component (GO): plant-type cell wall
Molecular function (GO): pectin acetylesterase activity
Source: RefSeq, a predicted model, not a curated record